AUGAAAGCCGGGUUGUUAAUCUAUGCUCGGAAGCUUGAUUCACAGAGUCAGCGGGUAUCGAGCGCAUCGCGAAAUGACAUUCAAGCCGGCGAAAGCAUUGAUCUCCAUGAAGUCGAGUCAUUGUUGGCGUGGCUUUCGGUUUCUUUUGGGAAACGUGACGCCCAAGUCUACCCAACUCGGAGCUUUCUCGUGUGGGCCAUUGCCUUUGUUCUAGCAGACUUGGGGUUUGAGAUUGAAGUCUCCACAACAGCUAUCACAACUACAGAGCAGUAUAGUGAUCAUGUGAAAAAGAAUGAUUCACUAUCAGCGCCGACUGUCUACUACGUUGGGGCUUCCGUAGGUCCUACGGAUCCGCAACAUGUUCCUCGGCAUGAAGUCCAGGUUGUUCCCAAAUAUCGUUAUAUCCCUAUCCACGCGAUUCCGGCAGUCGAGCUUCGCAAUCAUCUUCUUACAGAAGAGCUCCGUAAAGAGAGAGUGUCCUUAAUCUGGAAAAACACUUUUGAGCAUGUGCAGAGAUAUCUGACUGAUCUGCCGCACAUCCGGGAUAUGACGGGCCUCUCGGGCCCAUCAAUAACCAGCACAAGGACUGCUGCACAGGGCGAACGGGCCACAAAACCGAAGGUCCUCUCCCAAUACCAGCGUAGGGGGAUACUGGAGCGAUCUCGCUUUUGGACUCGCCCUUCGCCAGAGUCUUUGGAAGCUCUUCUUUCACCACUCAUCUCCAAAUUCCUCCCAGGAGACUGCCCUGACUGCACAUCUCUAUGGGAUUCCGAUCAUUCGGUGGACAGCUGUUGGAGUGAUGAAUCUUUGGAGCUGGAAGGCGUCUCCUCGACCCACAAUCAGCAUCCGCGGCUCUUCCUCAACGCUAUACUGCUUGCCACACGGUAUGCCAUUGCUUGUCUGUUCCUCCGAGACGGAGAUUCUUCGGCGGCCACAGACACCGAAGUCGUAUUUAGACCUUCCAGGGUUGAGUCCGUUGGAACUUGCUUCGAAUUUAGAGAUUGGUGUGAAAAUAUGAUGAGCAUUGGAGCAAUUGCAUUGGCUCAGAAACACUCAACAAAAGUUGAUGCUGGGCUCGUUCGUUUCAAGAAGAGUCUCUUCGAAGCUAUUUCCGGGUUUGAAGGUGGCCAAUUUGCGAGCCCUGGAACAUUCGGAUGCUUUGCAAAUGGCGUCUCUAUGUUCGGUCAAGCCCUGGACCUUCCCUUGGACGACAACGGCUUGAUCGAGUCCGUCGAACACCAGACAUCAUUUAAACCGUACGAGUUUUCUCCUGCGGCCAAUCUUCCUCAAGGUCCAGACUCUCCGGACCAUGAGCCGUUAACUACGCAGAAGACUAGGCCGUCUUGCUGGCAUUCCUCAAUGUUCCUUCGGCCCCCGGUGGUUGCAGCCAAAGCUCGCAGGCAUUCACCAUAUUCCAUGUCGCACUGUUCCUACUUGUCGCCAAGAUUCCCCCACAACAGUACAGUCAACAUACGUCAAUCCGGGGCUCGACCAGGACGAGAUCUGGAACCAGUUCCCUACACGCACGCUCGUCACUUGGGACACUGCCAUGUCCGGUUGACAGCAAAUGAAGCCUUAGCACCACACAAACGUCACUACAUAUUCGUCAAAGUUACAGACGACGAGUUCGAACAGGCACUGGCCCUGACUAUGUUAUUCGACCCGUCGUAUUUGUCACAGAGGCCCGUCAUCGAAAGUGCAGUUGCUCUCUGCCACGUUGGUCCGCCUCGUUCAACGACUCAGACUACUCGAAGGAUAACAUUGCGUGCCACCUCCUCAACCAACAGCAGACGGCCUGUUGUACCUACAUCAUCAAUCUUCACUCCUGGCGCGAAGGAUUCUGGAAAGACCAGCGCUACUGCUGCCAUGCGGCGUAGCAGCGGUUCCACCACCUACGCUUUGGGACAUAUCACAGCAUGGCUCGAAACCUUGACGCCUUCGCUCGCGGAAGAAGGAGGGUUGGCGAGCACAACGUCGCAAAUUGAUUCGCUUGGCUGA
Letharia columbiana is the source of this 1998-nucleotide messenger RNA. RefSeq lists its product as uncharacterized. The transcript has 4 exons. The coding region runs from base 1 to 1998 and encodes 665 amino acids. The record is from RefSeq and is a predicted model, not a curated record. Lineage: Eukaryota; Fungi; Ascomycota; Lecanoromycetes; Lecanorales; Parmeliaceae.